This is a messenger RNA of Darwinula stevensoni, 186 nucleotides long. The record is from the annotation of a GenBank genome assembly. Lineage: Eukaryota; Metazoa; Arthropoda; Ostracoda; Podocopida; Darwinulidae.
AUGGCGUGCGGUCAGCUCCAGCUGCCCGAGCUGACCAACGACCUCCUCCCGGCCAACAUGCCGCAGAUCCGGAACCUGGACGUGGAGUGUGCCAAAACGGGGAUGACGGUGAACAUCGAGUUCAGCACGCCGUUUAAUGGGGUCAUCUUCUCCAAGGGAUUCUACUCCAACCCGGCCUGUCGGUGA